CCCAGGGGAGUGGGGGUACCGUGGAAUGAUCCAGGGAUCCCUACUGAUCAGGGUGUGACCAUCAACUCCAAGGGAGAAGCUGAGGAUCCAUCCAGAUGGUUAUAUCAGAGACAAGAAUUUGAGAGUUCUGAAGUUUACAGACCAAGUUGUAGGGCCUGGCCCAACUGGCAAACCGGAAGCCUUCACAGAACACACCUUGAUUCAGAUGCAGAAGCCCAAGGCUGGAUGAACACACAGAGAUCAGUUCUAAAACCCUCUCCCAAGAGUUCCAUGCAGGUGCCACAGGAUGAAGAGGACCUCACCAACCAGCCCUGGUACCAUGGUCCCCUGUCCCAUCAGGAAGCUGAAGGCCUUCUACUACGAGAUGGAGACUUCCUAGUUCGUGCUUCAGGAUCCCGUGGGGGCCACCCCAUCAUCUCCUGCCGCUGGGGAGGCAAGCCCCUACAUUUCGAGGUGUUCCGUGUGGUACUACGCCCCCGGCCAGGCCGCCCCAAGGCCCUCUUUCAGCUGGAAGAUGAAAGGUUUCCCAGCAUGUCAGCACUGGUCCACAAUUACGUGACUGGCCGCCGCCUACUGUCCCAAGCCACAGGAGCUGUGGCCUCCAGGCCUGUGACUCGCCAGGGGCCCCUGAGGCGCAGCUUUAGCGAGGAUGCACUCACUGACAGCCUAGCCCAGAGCAGGCCUCUCAGAAUGAGGAAGUGGAGUACCAGUCACCCUGCAGACUUGGAGCACUCAGGAAGGGACGCAGAUCACCCUGGAGCAGGAACUUCCAAUAUGCCUAGGCCCGCCCUGCAUCGCACAGGCAGUGACCCCACAUUGGUGAAGGCUCUGGCUCGUUUGGGGACCACUGCUGACAAUCUCAGAGCUUCUGAUGGACAACUUCAUGCAAAGGCACCCACCAAGCCACUCCGGACACCUUUCUUGACCUCUGAGCGCCCCCCAACGUACUGUGAACUCCUUCCCCGAGUGCCCAGUACCCAAAAAAUAGCCCCCAAACCAAGCUGCACAGAGCCAAACACCCCGUGGUGGGAAGCCGAGGAGGAGGAAGAGGAAGAGAGAAAUAGAUGUUUUGUGAGACCGAGAGCUGAGGUCUCUUUCAGCCCCCCUGACCACCCCUCCCGCCUACUGGGUCCCCAAAAUCGGCCCCUGGACCCCACAGUUUUGAGUACUCUCCGGGGCUUGUUUGUGGAGCACCAUCCUGAGAGCACUGCCCUGCAUCUGCUGUUGGUGGAUUGCCAGGCUAUAGGCCUCCUGGGAGUGACCAAGGGUCAGAGAAAUGCCAUGGGGGUGACCUCUGGCCUGGAGCUACUCACACUUCCCCACGGCCAGCGCUUGAGGUUGGAACUGCUGGAGAGGAUCGAGACUCUGUCACUGGCCUCUGCACUGGUGGUGCUGGGUUGCUCCGGGCCCCUGGAGGAGCGCGCGGCUGCACUGAGAGGCCUGGUGGAGGUGGCACUGGCACUGAGGCCAGGGGCGGCUGGGGACCUGCUGGGACUGGCUGGAGUCAUGGGCGCCUUGCUCAUGCCCCAGGUGUGGGGGGGGGCAGGGAUGGGGAGGAAGUCCGGGUGCAGGUGGCUGGGAAAAGGGGGAGAAUUAGGCUCCUGUCUCAUCCUCCAGAUAUCCAGGUUGGAAAAUACGUGGCGCCACCUUCGAAGGAGCCACACGGAGGCAGCACUGGCCUUUGAGCAAGAGUUAAAACCGCUGAUGCGGACUCUGGAUGAAGGCACAGGACCCUCGGACCCCAAAGAGGUUGCCGUGCCACACGUGGUGCCCGCCGUGCGCCUGCUGGAGGGCGAGGAGCUCGAGGGGCCGCUGGACGAGGGCUGCGACCGCCUGCUACGCAUUCUGCAAGGGGUUCGGCAGGUGGCCCGCGACGCGCCCCAGUUCCGCAGAACUGCUGUCCAGAGCCUGCGAGGAUUCCAGCCUAACUUAGAACUGAGAGAAGCUCUGACCACCAGCUUCCUACGAAGGCUGCUCUGGGGGAGUCGUGGCGCUCAGGCCCCCAGAGCCGAACGCCUGGAGAAGUUCCAUCGUGUCCUUUGCGUGCUGUCUGAACGUCUAGAGCCUCAUGGCUGAGAACCGAGCCCCACUCCAUCUGUACUCUGGAGGGGACCUCCACACUUUGGGGGAACUCCCCAAAAGACCAAGAAAAUUGCCCCAAGCUCUUCAAGAGGCUCAUGGUUAAUCUUGCGCAGGGGGCCCACACCUGUAACCGCAGCACUUGGGAACUGAAGAUGUAAAGAUCAAGAAUUCAAGGCUGGGCCUGGAGAGAUGCUGAGCGGUUAGCGCACUGGCCAGUCUUAUGGAGGACUGGGCCUUCGUUCCCAGCACUCACAUGAUGGCUAACAACCAUUCAUAACUUCAGUUCCAGGGAUCCAACGCCCUCUUCUGGUCUCCGCAGGCACUGCAUGACACGGGUACAUUUACAUAAAA
Messenger RNA from Nannospalax galili (Upper Galilee mountains blind mole rat), 2433 nucleotides. RefSeq names its product SH2 domain containing 3A (gene Sh2d3a). The coding region runs from base 226 to 2076 and encodes 616 amino acids. Gene Ontology annotation, molecular function: guanyl-nucleotide exchange factor activity; phosphotyrosine residue binding. Gene Ontology annotation, biological process: small GTPase-mediated signal transduction; positive regulation of peptidyl-serine phosphorylation. The transcript is spliced from 10 exons. The record is from RefSeq and is a predicted model, not a curated record. Lineage: Eukaryota; Metazoa; Chordata; Mammalia; Rodentia; Spalacidae.